AUGGGAACUCUCUUCUUCCCCCUCUCCCUUUGUUGUCCACCAUGUCUGAGACUGAGACCCAAACAGUACUCCUCUUCAAGAACCCAUCUUUCAAAACCAAUUUCGUGGCAUCACGUCUCCUUAAUCACUUCGAAAUCCAACAGAUUCAGAGGCAAAACUGUAGUUUUUGGAGGGAAUUCAAGUGACAUCCCAAAUGAGUCUCAGUUUCUGGAUGAAAAUGGAGCUGUUGACGAUAUGGAUGGUUAUCUCAACUAUCUUUCUCUCGAGUAUGACUCUGUUUGGGACACCAAGCCAUCAUGGUGUCAACCGUGGACGAUAACACUGACUGGAGUAUUGGUCAUUGCCGGUAGCUGGUUAAUUUUGCACUCAGUUGUGGCUACAACAAUCGUACUCUUAUUGAUAUGCACUUGGUGGUACAUCUUUCUGUUUUCUUAUCCUAAGGCAUAUACGGACAUGAUCGCAGAACGAAGAAACAGGGUGACAAAUGGUGUUGAAGAUACAUUUGGCACGAGGAAGAGCCAGUGA
Molecule: messenger RNA, 525 nt
Organism: Dovyalis caffra
Lineage: Eukaryota; Viridiplantae; Streptophyta; Magnoliopsida; Malpighiales; Salicaceae
Source: the annotation of a GenBank genome assembly